AACCAGAACCAGGAGCAGCCGACGGGUGCACUGCUGGCGGAGCCGCGUCGCAUGUAUCCAUUGUGGCUGACCCUUAACCUUGACUGCAGUGCCCGUGGUGAGGAGGACUCGAACCGCAGGUCCAUAUCCCAUAUCGUGGGUCCUUCCCAGUGGGAUUCAGGCUGCGGACCAGAACGUAGUCGCCAGGAGAAAAGUUAUGGAUUGGUUUCUCAGAGGGCGACAAGAUGGAGUUUAUCACCUGCUGAGAAUACUUGGCGACAAAGAGAACAAAAGUUUUACAUACUCCUGUUGAGCUCCUGUUGGCAGAGUCUUUAA
This is a messenger RNA of Xyrichtys novacula (pearly razorfish), 315 nucleotides long. The record is from the annotation of a GenBank genome assembly. NCBI's taxonomy places the organism in Eukaryota, Metazoa, Chordata, Actinopteri, Labriformes, Labridae.